CGCAAUCUAAAUCCUCACUCUCACUCUUCAACGGACCGGAAGGCUUUGCUCUGCAAUUGUUGUUUCGAUGCGGCCCUAGCUUCACUGCGUAAAGAAGCUUACUAGUGAGUAGCGGCCGCUGCCACGCCCGCAAAUCGUAUUAAAUUUAGCCUUUGUUUCGCCGAGGAGAAAAAUAAUUGGAGCUGGCUGCGGCCGAAAUCGAAUGUUCUAGCAAUCGCUAUCUCAACACAACACACUUCAUCGGAAGAUGGUUGAUGGCAUGUCGCGAGAAUGGCACGACGAAGUCUACUGUUUAGUAAGAAACGAAGCUCAAAAGCAGCUAUAGGAAAAAAGAGGAAAGCAGAUGAAGAGCAACAGCAACCAUGUAGCACCAAGCGAGUUAGGAAUGUCCGUCUCCCAGACGAAGAAGAGGAGGUUGGGGACUUCAUUGUCGUGGAUACUGGGACACUCUUCGAGCCUGAACACUCAAGGCAACACUUUAGUCUUGACAAAGAAAAUGAUUCUAUACCAACACCUCGAACACCAGAGACCCCGCUACCCUCGAUCGAGGUUAUUGAUGAAGAAGGCGAGGUCGUCGUGAAGGCGACCCCUGAAAUUUCAAGCCCUGACUCCGUUGAGGCACAUCGAGCAAGGGAACUCCCAUUAAGGUUGCCAUCGACUCCAUCGGAAGCGUCUGAAGACAGCAGAUGUCGGGAACGAAGCCUCGAUCAGCCUGAGGACCAUAUCCCUUCCGGCUCUAAGCAUGACCCGAUUGUCCUCUCGCCACUUCUCACAAUUGACAAAGAAAGUCCACGAAGCCCUAUAGUCGGACCGCCCUCAGACGAGAUCGAUUCUUCCAUCUCUACUCCUUUAGAAACAGUAUUUGGGCACGAUGCACAGGUACCUUGCGUUUCUGAAGAUACUCAAACUGAUUAUCAAUCUCUAAAUCUGCCCCCGGCCCCUCAAGAGCAUUCGCCCCUUGAUGUCCCCGUUAUACAACCUUCUUGCCCCAGCGCUUUUGGCAUGACUGCCCCCAGUAAUACUCAACACAAUGAGCGACUUCCGAUCAAAAUCUCGGCCCCCGGAAGGUUUGGAGAUGCUCCAAGAGGAGUUCUAGUAACGAGAGGAGAUCAGUGUCCAUCCAAAUUUGUUGUAUCUGGAAUCACCUCAGAUUCGGAAGCAGAUCAACGGGUAUCAAAUCUAAGUGAAUGUGAAGCUCGCAGUGGAAUCACAUGGUUCGAAACUGUCACGGAAUCUAGAACCGAUAACUCCCUUGAGCUGUCAGCAUCAGAAAGAUUCCGACCAGCAGAAGUAGGAACUACUAUUGAGGGUGGCCAGGGAAUAUCAACAGUGUUGCAAGCUGCUUCUGAGCCAACAUGCCGAGAUUCGUCGAAGACAAUUGGUGCUAUGGACCCACCAAGUCAGCCGAGUCUCAGCGAGGAGCCAGAGCGCCCUAUUCAGUCUAGCGGAACCUGUGAAAUUGUUUUAAGAGGAGGUCCUGAAGCAACACAGGACAUCUUACCAGAGCAAACAGCCACAGAUCAACAAACGAGUCUCUCGGAAGAUGAGAUAGUUGCGAGAAUUCUUCCCCUUCCAGCACAAUAUCCCACAACCUCGUCUGAAAUUACAAGUUUCUCUGGAUGGAAUCUGUUGAAUUCAGCCAUCAAGAAAGGAGCAGAUGACUGGGAGACUACAUUCAGCCGCCCUGUCAAUGCUGUGUCCUCUGGCGUGAGUUUUCAACUUACGUCACAUUCCAAUCCAAAGGCCCUGGAAUCCUCAACGAGGAGUUCUCCCCCAACCCUAAGAUUUACUGCCGACAAUCGAGCUGAAAGUGCCCUCACGACUGUCGAAGUGCAGCAGCUGAUCCAAACCUUCGUAAGAGGCGCUUUCGCUAUUUUACCAAAAGGCAAAACAUACCCUGCAGGAAUUAUCCUAUGGCAAUCACUACAGAAGUUUCACAGAUGGUAUAUCAAAGAGGAGGAACUUAAAGCAGAAUCCAAGCCAAGAUCCUCUGCAACAACAACGAUGAAAUUUGAACUGUUGGAUGUUCACUGGCAGCCCGAGAAUGUCUUUUAUCUUCCAAGCAAAGCGACGGGGGACGAGUUCAGGGAGUUGAAACAAUGCAUCUGGGAUCUCUUCUGGGUAUCAUCAAACUUGAGGGGCGCUGAAAAUCCAAAGCAGUUCAGGAUAUUGAUCACCCGGGCUGCGGAUAUGGUGGAUGGUGCAAAGCUUGGUCAUUUGACGACAGCGUCGUCACCGACUUCUACUGAAUUGUCCUCCCCUUUCGGUGGUCAGCCAUCUUCGCACUCGACCUUUGGCAAUAUGGCUAAAAAUGUUCAAGAGCUGGACCCGAGCAAUACACAUCAUCGCCAUCGGGUUCCUGUUUCUCGUCCUCCAUCGUUGACUGGUGAUUCUUCUCAGGUGACUCUUGAGGUUGAAGGAGCUAAGACGCCUCAAUUUUUACGGGACUUUCUUCAGAAGAACAGACACUAUUCUGAGACGAGUCAACCUCCGCCUAUGCAAUCUUCGCCAACAAGACCAGAAAGCAAUGGAAAGUCUGCUGUACAGACAGAACUACUCCAUCCACCUCUUGUCAGGCCAGAGUGCAACAUGACCGCAGCCUUCCAGCCACACCCAUCUUCUCGGACCCCAAUAACACCUGGCCCCGCCAAUAACCUACAACCGCGGCCCAAUUUACCUCCUCCUCGAUCCUUUGGAGAUGCUAAGCCCGCAUCUUCGGGCUCCCAACCUGAAUCGCUCUCUUUCCAGGACGCCCGGUUUACUAGAACUGCACAAGUCCCAUCUCCCCAUCCGUCUCCCGUUAUGGCAGAUACAUGGCAAACGGAAAUAUUAACACCCCAGCCCGCAGUAGCUGACAGCAGUUAUGCUGCAAACACAGCUCGACCUAUGUUCUCAGCACAACCUCAAAAAGACUCUAUUGCACCACCGGCUAUACUACCAUCCGCCCAACAUGCCCGAACUCACAACACUGCUCAACCAGCUCCCAAUGUCCCAAUCGCACCGCGGCCAAUACAAGACAAGGGCAAAGAAGCACAGACAGAGACUUCUCCUGCAACCUCUCAGACUUCAAGAACUCCGCGAGAGAAAAAGAGGUUCAGAGAUAAGGCUAUGCAAAUGAUCAGCGGACGAAAUAAUAUAGAACUUGAUGCCGACGAAACAACCGGAGGACGCAAAAGAACCUACCCCGAAAUCAUCGGCGUGAUCAUCGACAAAAACAGCGAAAUGGGGCUUGUGGUUAUCACCGAGCGUGGUUACACAGUUAGCCAAGUCAAUACAGGCCAAGACGUGGAUUUUGACCAAUACACCGAGCUGACACUCCGAGAAGGCCAAGCUUGUGUAAUUCAUGGAAGUUCGACGGUGUUCUAUUACAAGCAGCGAAGCCGGGCCCUUCAGCAGAAUCGCCAAAGUCCUCCUCGGAGGCCACUGCCAAGUCAAGCACCGCAAACCAUCAGAAACCAACUUCACGACCCUUCUGUCCUUGCACCACCAAGGCAAGCAGUCCCAACUUCAGAAGAAAGCCAGCAAGAAAGGACGGAUCUUCAACCAUCCACAGCCGAGAUCAAAAUCCGCGUGCAGAGAGAUAGGCAUGGACGCUUCACCGGACCGCACGAAUUCGAGGUCUUCACUCUCACAGUCAACCUUCAAGGCUUCUUCUGGUGGUUCUCAAAGCGGACGGGACGGGGAGGAGAGCUUGGGCCGGAGAGAUUGAGGAUCAUUUUGAAAGAUGCGAUGCCGGCCGCGAAGACGUUCGAUGUGUACAGAGGACAUUUCGAGGCAGGGUUUGAGGAGAAAUUUCGGAGGAUGAAGGAGAAUAUUUUGGUUGAGUGUGAAAGGACGAAGGCUUUUAUGCCAGAGUUGAAGGAAUUCUCAGUUUUGGUUGUGGAUCCCACUUGGAAGGGGGAGCUGGAUUGAUAUUGGACGGUAAAUACCCGGUACAUUUGAAAAAGGGAGGAAUAGUGAGCGAAUGAUUUAUGCAUGUGAUCUAUGACGAUUUUACUAAUUUCGCAUUGAAAAAUGUACCGCGGGGACCUUUCAAUAGAGGUGUGAAUUCCAUGUAAACUAUUGUUCUCAACUUCCCCGUACAAUGUCAUAUCCCUAGAACGGCUGGUUGAACCAGUCUUCUUGCAUUUUCCG
Hyaloscypha bicolor E is the source of this 4134-nucleotide messenger RNA. RefSeq lists its product as uncharacterized. Lineage: Eukaryota; Fungi; Ascomycota; Leotiomycetes; Helotiales; Hyaloscyphaceae. The transcript is spliced from 3 exons. The record is from RefSeq and is a predicted model, not a curated record. The coding region runs from base 271 to 3912 and encodes 1213 amino acids.